Dovyalis caffra is the source of this 1131-nucleotide messenger RNA. The record is from the annotation of a GenBank genome assembly. NCBI's taxonomy places the organism in Eukaryota, Viridiplantae, Streptophyta, Magnoliopsida, Malpighiales, Salicaceae.
AUGGAUAUUUCAAACAUUGCAAGGGUACGAAAGGGGAUGGCUUCUCACCUCGCAAAUAACUAUGUCAUUAUGGCAGACGUUCUAUCAAGAUUACCGGUGAAGACUCUUUCAAGAUUCAACUCUGUAUGCAAAUUAUGGUACCGCAUGAUUCAUUCAAACCUUGGUUUCCAAGCCUUGCACUACAGUCGAUCGCGGAGGAAUCCUCGGCUCCUUCUUCGAUUGGGUGACUUUGAUUAUCACCCACAUGGACACCUCGGACACCGAUACGUUUAUAACUUUAUUUCGACGGAUACUGAGGGGAAUAACGUCGGUCUGAUUCAAAUUAAGGUGCAUGAACCUGUUAAACUCAUACUGCCAGGUUGCUUUGGAUUGCUUGUCUUAGCUACAGACACACGCAUUCAUGUGUGUAACCCUAGUACCCGUCGACUUCUUGCACUGCCAGAUAGUCGAAGUAAAAUGGCAGGAUUCGGGGUUGGAUUUCUGAGCUCAAUGAGAGAACACAAGAUUGUGCGGUUAAUUCCUCGGAGAUCAAGACUUUACUUGGAGUGUUCAGUUUUCACCCUUGUUCCAGGAGGAGAAUCAUUUUCAUGGAGGGUACUGAAUGAUCACUGCCCAUAUUUUGUGGAUCAGUAUAGCCUUCCAGCUUUUGCAAACGAAACUAUAUACUGGAAAAUCGACCGUCAGCAAGCACUCCACCGGCAAAACGAUUUUAUUGUAUCGUUUAAUGUAAGGUACGAGAAGUUUCAAACCAUUACUCAUCCUACAGACUGGAUUCCUAUCACUCAUCCUGAUUGGAGAUCACGUAUUCAAAAUUCGACGCAACUCGUGGAACUACUAGGGAAUUUGUGCAUGGUAGAGACUUUACCAUUAUCUCAUAUAGCGGUAUGGAAACUAGCUGAUCCCAGGAAUAGCAUGUGGGCAAAAUUAUGCAUGAUCGACCUAAGCAGAACUCAUUUGAUUUUCGUUGGAGAACUCCAGUGCGUCAAGGAUGGAGACAUGAUAUUCAACUCUGAUACUAACACCCUGCUCUACUAUGAUGUGAGAAAGAAAACAUUUAGAAAGAAGACGCUACCUUACUCUGUAGAGGAUCUUACCAUGUAUUGCGAAAGUCUUGCUUCCCUAACAAGAUGA